Drosophila santomea is the source of this 3156-nucleotide messenger RNA. It is a transcript of the gene ear, whose product is annotated as protein AF-9. The record is from RefSeq and is a predicted model, not a curated record. Gene Ontology annotation, biological process: regulation of DNA-templated transcription. Gene Ontology annotation, cellular component: super elongation complex. Bases 188 to 3004 code for a protein of 938 amino acids. NCBI's taxonomy places the organism in Eukaryota, Metazoa, Arthropoda, Insecta, Diptera, Drosophilidae. The transcript has 3 exons.
CAUUUUCGGUCUGCCGAACUUCGGUCACACUUCAACAUUUUGGAUUUUAUUUUCUGUGUGUUUUUCCAAAAUUUCCUCAGAUUCUGGCUCUAAGCUUUUGCGGUUUUUCUGAAAAUUGUGCGCACCUCCAUGCGAAUGCCGCACGGCGCGAUAGCAAUCACUGGAACUUGAUGCCCUACCCACAGGCAUGGCGGUCAAGGUGCAAUUCGAAAUUGGCCAUACGUCGAAGCUGCGCAGCAAGAAGACACCGCAUCCGCAGGCCUUUACGCACGACUGGGAGAUCUAUGUCCAGGGUGUAAACAAGGCGGACAUCAGUGCCUUUGUGGAGAAAGUGGUCUUUCUGCUGCACGAAUCCUUUCCAAAACCUAAACGAGUGGUCAAGGAACCGCCGUAUGCCAUUCAUGAGUCCGGCUACGCUGGCUUCCUACUGCCUGUUGAGAUUUACUUUCGCAACCGCGACGAACCCAAGCGCAUUGUUUACCAGUACGACCUGGUACUGCAGUCCACGGGUCCACCGCAGCACCACGUCGAGGUAAAGACGCACAUUUUCGAAGCCCCGUCGGAGGAGUUUCGCACGAAACUUAUGCGAGGCGGUGGAGUGCCAGUGUUUGGAGCUAACAUCGGUGCCGGUAGUCUCGCCCGAACGCUUUCGCCCAGCGUUGGCAGCGGAGAGACGUCGCACAGUAAUGAGAUGGCUGGUGUCAAAGCCAAAGGCGUACCUGGUACAAUCUCCAUGAACGUGGAUUCGAAUACCGGCAAGAAACACAAGUCGCGCAUCGAGGAUCCCGGAAAGAGCAACGCCUUCUCCGCCCUCUUCGGUCCGCCCAUCACCAAGACCACCGUGACUGCCAACAACAUGGCCCAGGUCCCUGUUUCCAAGCACUCUCCUGAGGCUAAAACCGCAGGCGUCGGCGGCAAAGGUGGCUUUCACGAGGGCAGGGAGAAGGCGAGCAAGGAUCGGGAUAAAUCCAGCGGUGGAGACAAGCCGCGGGAAAAGGACAAGAAGGAUCGGCAUGGUCGCGACAAAGACCGAAAGUCUAGCAAGUCCGGCGAUGGCAAGCACGAACGGGAUAAGGAGAAGUCCAAAAAGGAUAAAUCACGGGACAAGGAGCGUGAACGCGAGCAAAGCUCAGGCAACACCCCUUCCGCCAGUGCCCUAACGGUGAGUACUUCUGUGGGCACAGCUGGAGGAUUGGUUAAACACACAGCUAGCCCAAAGCCUGGAAAGCCAAACGAAAUGGGUGCGCCCAGUCCCAAGAAGACGGCAAAUGAUUUAGGCGCCGGUGCGGCAGCACCUGCUUCCCGUUCCAAAGAGCGCGACGAGCAUAAGUCCGUCAAGUCCGAGUCCAAGGACAAGGAGCGGAGCUCCAGCAAGAAAUCCAAAAAGGACAAAAAGGAUAAAGACAAGGAGCGCGAUCGCGAUAAGCAGCGCGAUGAGAGCAAAGACAAGCGAAUGCCCAAAGAAGAGCGUUCUGGCCAGUCCGACAGUCCGGCCGCCGGAAACCUUCAAUCUGCCCACCUGCAGCAGCAAUCCCAGGUGGCCAGUACCGGUAAGGCCACGCCCACAUCGGUUGGCAGCAAUAGCAGCAGCAGUAUGGUCUCAAGCAGUGGCAAGCAAAAAGAGGAGGCCACGGGCAAGCAUUCCGAGAAGGCGUCAGACUCCAAGGGUGAUAAGAGCACAAGCAAUGGAAAUGCGACAGACACCAAGAAAUCGCACAAGCACAAGAAGAAGGACAAAAGCAAGGACAAGGAAAGAGAGCGCAACGAUCGGGACAAGGACAAAGACAAGGAGCGUGACAAAGAUAAGCUGAAGGAAAGGGAGAAGGACAAACAACAUGCGACCGGCUCCGAGAAGUCAUCGGCGGUCGAGCCAUUGGCCAAAAUGGAUGGGGCUAGUCCUGCCACCGAGGGAGGGGCGCCGGACAAGACCCCUGCUAGUGCUACUGCCAGCAGCGGCAGCAAGAAGGAGAAGCACAAAAAGUCCAAGGAGAAGUCCUCUGGGAAGGAUGAGAAGCGCCAACGGGAGACCGGCGAUAAGCAAGCCGAUUCCAAGCACACUGGAAAGCAACAGCCACAGUCGGGCCAGUCACAGAACAAAACUCCCAGCAACCUGGAUCUUAGCGAUAUGGACUCAGCCCAGUCGGCGCCGGAUCUUGCCGCCACCAACGCUCUGGCUGCAGCAGCAGCUGCCACCCUCCAGCACUCCGACAGCUCCAACAGCAGUUUUCCCGACCUACCCGCCAGGAGUAGCAGCCAGCAAAAGCCGACGAAGGGCAAUACCGCAUCCGGCAAAGAGGCGAAGUCGGCUGGCAAGGAACACAAGGGCAAGUCCAAGCAAAGCGAGAAGAACCUUGACAAAAACAGCGACAAGACGGAAAAGCCAGACAAGACUCCGGACCCCAAACUAGAAAAGUCCGAGAAGUCGGAAAAAGAGGAGAAGAAGCGCAAUCGAAGAAGCUCACAAAGUAGUAACAGUGGCAGCGGUGCAGGAGUCGCCGGUGCAUUCAUUGAACCUCCUGUUAAGGCCUCAAAAAAGGAGCAGAGUAAGGCGGCGAGCGAAAAAUCCAAGUCGCCCUCGCUGCGUCCAGCUAGAGAAACCAACUCCACAGGCACUGGAGCCGGGACGCCCAAUGCCGGAUCCGGAUUUCUUGCUCCGCCAUCAUCUUCGCCCAGCAACAACCAUAGCGCAGCUAUAGCGGCUAGCUUGAAUAAUAAUAAUAAUAAUAAUAUCAACAACACGAACAGCAACAGCAGCCAUUCGCCCGGGGAGCUAUUAACGCCCGGCCAGCUCCAGCUGCCCACGGAGUAUUUGAGCGAGCUGCAGGAGCUGCACCACAAGAUUAUGACGCUGCAGGACAAUGAGGAGUUGCAGCAGGUGGUAGAGAUGAUCGCGGCCACCGGCUGCUACGAGAUCACGCACAAGACGUUCGACUUCGACCUGUGCAAGCUGGACCGCGGCACCGUGCAGCGCCUGCAGGAGUUCCUGGCGACGUCGGUCUCGUGACACUCCCUGACCUCCGCGACUGGCCCGGCUCUCUACAGCUAGACGAUGCACAAACCCCUCAUGCACAUAACCAAAUCAUUAAUCUUAAAGUUAACGAUGUAAGCCAAAUGCAAAUGAACUUGGCUCGCACACAGCCUCAAUUCCCCAAGCUA